UCCAACCAAAAUGUUGAAACGACGCUCACCCAAGUUCGAAGAUCGAUGAUGCGUGAUUCCUAACAAGGCGAUCGAUUCGUCCAUUCCACUCGUCUCCUAUUCUCUACGAGCUCCCUUGUGGUACUGUUUCGCACGCUACUCUCUGCAUCAGGCUGCUCUACCCAUAGACAUAGACUAGACACGUCAACAUGGCGGGAGACUCUUUCUUCGUGAACGACAAAAAACGGAAGCGACCUAACAAUAAAGGUCUGAAUCAAAAGCAGAGCCGGCCAUCGACAUCAUCAGCUCCCAAACGAAAACCGAGGGAUGAAGAGUUGUCCUCUGGUUCGGAAGACGAUCGGGGCGAUCUCGAUGCCCUCGACUUUACUCGAGAUGACGUCGGCGCAGACGCUGUGCGUUACGAUUCCGGCGAAGAAGAGGAACUGAACAGGAACGAGACCGCUGGAGAAAAGCGGAUCAGGUUGGCCAAGGGCUACUUGAAUAAGGUUCGGGAUGAGGUGGCAAAUCGGGUAGACGAUGGGACGUUCGACGCCGCCGAGAUCGAUCGAGAAUUGAUCGCUGCCAGAUUGAAGCAGGAUGUCGACGAGCAAUCCGGUGCGAUCCAUACGUUCUUGCAACCUCGACUUUCAGCAAUCGACUCUCCCGCUACCACCCUUAAAAGGCACUUCCUUCCCGCGCUUCACAACCAUGCUGUGACAGCUUCCCACGCCUCUUCCACUCAUCUCUAUAUCGCUCACAAGAGCGGUUCUGUCGUACGAUAUGACCUUCGCACCAUGCGUCUGUCUGGGAACGUCUUUGGACAAUCCGCACACGGACAGGAUGGCAAGGGAAAAGAGAAGCAGCCCGCAGGUCAAGGCCACAAGGGAACGAUCUACUGCUUGGCCGCGUCAGAGGACGGCAAGUACGUGGUCACCGGUGGAAAGGACAAGCUCGUUGGAGUAUGGGAAGUGCAGCCUGGGUCAGGUAACUCGGUGCCGAGGCGGGCGAGCGUUAGUGCUAAGAAACGAAAAACAAAGAGGAAGGCGGGUGAAGGCGGUGUGAAAUGGCUGCGAGGUUUGACGGGUCACAAGGAUGCUGUGACGUCGAUCUCAAUACCGGCGCUUUCCAACCCUUCAAUGCACUUCCUCUCUACAUCUCUCUCCCGACUUCUCUGCCUUCAAUCGCUAUCUACACUUUCCACAAUCGACACCUUCUUCGGUCAUCAAGAUUCGAUCGCUUCCGUAUCGGCAAUAAAACCUACAAUGGCGGUGACGAGUGGAGGACGUGACCGCACAGCGAGAUGGUGGAAAGUGGAGGAGGAAAUUCAGCUGGUGUUUCGAGGAGGCGGGAAGACAUUCGAUCGUAGAGAAGCAAAUGGGGCCGAGGCUGUGGAAACGAUGGAGGAGCAGGAGCAGGAAAAGCCGAAGCCCAAGAGCAAGGGCAAAGACGCCAAGAAGGAGUUCCAGGAAGGAAGCAUGGAUGUUGUUUGCAUCUUGGACGACUCGCACUUCUUAUCGGGCGGUGACAGCGGAUCUAUUUGUCUCUGGCACACUGGCAAGAAGAAGCCCAUAUUCACAGCAGGCUUGGCUCACGGUCUCAUGGAGACCGUAUCGGAGACGGAAGGGGUGAUGGUUAGACCUAGGUUGAUCACCAGUCUAGCUGCUCUCCGCGGAACGGACCUUUUCGCUUCUGGCUCUUCGUCAGGCGAGAUCAAGAUCUGGGCAGUUGCAGCAAACCUCAAAUCUUUCACCUUGCUCUUCGACGUGCCCGCCAAGGGUUUCGUCAACAGUCUGCAAAUCAUCUCUGUACCGCCCCGCAACAAAGGAGCAGGUCGACCUGAAAAAGGCCAUGAAGAAGGCACGAAGGCGGACCCGGAGAUUCUUCUGCUGGCAUCGCUAUCGAGGGAACCUCGUCUCGGACGCUGGGAGGUCUUGAAGGAGAGAAGCAUUCGAAACGGAACCUUGGUGGUUCAUCUGGGAAAGCAAUCUGUGUAG
Molecule: messenger RNA, 1973 nt
Organism: Filobasidium floriforme
Lineage: Eukaryota; Fungi; Basidiomycota; Tremellomycetes; Filobasidiales; Filobasidiaceae
Product: WD40-repeat-containing domain protein
Exons: 7
Coding region: 189-1973 (594 amino acids)
Cellular component (GO): small-subunit processome
Molecular function (GO): protein binding; snoRNA binding
Source: RefSeq, a predicted model, not a curated record